CCGUUUCUUCUUUAUUCACACAAUCAUACAUCACACAUGGAGGCACUUUAUUCUUCUCGCUCACUGGUAGGUGACCCGAACCUUUCUCUCUCACUUCCCCAUGAGUGAGUUCAAAGCCGCCUACUCUGCUCCUCCUCCUCCUCGGCAGCGAUUUGGUUGACGGCGUAAGAGUCCAAGAAGGUCGGAUGAACAGCACGUCAGGCGAGGCAACUAAGGGCGUGGGUCGCAGGCCGCCGUUCACGGAGGUGCAGUGGCAGGAGCUGGAGCACCAAGCGAUGAUCUAUAAGUACUUUAUGGCAGGGCUUCCCGUGCCGCCGGAGCUCAUAGUUCCCGUCCAACGAAGCUUCGAGGUUUUGCCUGGCCGUUACUAUCACCGCCCUGCGCUAAGUUACUGUUCUUACUACGGAAGGAAGCUGGACCCUGAACCUGGGCGGUGUCGUCGCACCGAUGGGAAGAAGUGGAGGUGCUCAAAGGAUGCGCAUCCUGACUCCAAAUAUUGCAUACAUCACAUGCACCGAGGUCGCAACCGUUCAAGAAAGCCUGUGGAAUCACAAUCUAUCUCCCAAUUACAGUUAUCUUCAUCAACUGGGACCACCACGUCUCCCACUGCAGGGUCCUCCGUUCCCCAGCAUUCUAUUACAGAACGUAGCGAUACGUCAAGUUUGUUCCUUGCUUCCUCAAGCUCCUUGCAGCUGCAUAUGGACCCUGGUCCCUUAGAGAGCAGAUACUUGUCUAGUACUAAACCUGGAAUGGCUGAGCAUACUUUCCUCACUGAAACAUCUGGUUCUGCAAGGGGUCAAGGGAUCUAUAGCAUUGACAACUUAUGGCACUUGACAUCUCCUCGAGUAUCUUCAUGGCCUUCGACAAAAUUUAGCACCCCUUAUUCUGUGCAAACUACUUACCCUCAAUUCCCAGUGGUGCAGCAUCUCAGUCAGGCAACCCUCAGCCCAGUAUCCAGACAACAGCAUUCUUUCAUUAGAAGUGAGGUUGAUGCACCAGCAACUACAAAACAUGAGGGUCAGUUCGUGUUGCCUUUUUUUAAUGAAUGGCUGAAGACACGGGAAUCUUGGUGUAAUCUCGAAGAGGAUAGAUCCAAACUAGCAUCCAUCUCCACAACCCAGCUCUCAAUGGCCUUUCCAAUUGCUGCCUCAGACAUAUCUACAUCCUCUUCCAAAUCCUCCAAGAGUGAGUCUGCAUCCAGUCACACUGAACCCACUUAAUAUGAUUUGACUCAGCUUCGUUGAGGAUGUGUAGCUCUUGGUUGUGACUGACAACCAUCUAAUCAGAAUGUGCGUCGGAUUCAAUGAGUUAUGAAUUGCUUUGAGAAAGAGCAGAGCUUGUUGCUAGUACGUUGUCGUCUUUCUUGUUAGGUUUAGUUAUAAAAUUUACUGUCUGGUUUUGUUGUUACAAUUUUGCACUGAACUGCCUCACUUUAGGUUUAGUUAUAAAAUGAUGCAUUCAAGAAAGUUGUUUGGUUCUGGAUGUUUUUAGCCA
Messenger RNA from Zingiber officinale, 1494 nucleotides. RefSeq names its product growth-regulating factor 4-like. Gene Ontology annotation, cellular component: nucleus. The transcript has 3 exons. The coding region runs from base 186 to 1220 and encodes 344 amino acids. Gene Ontology annotation, biological process: DNA-templated transcription; regulation of DNA-templated transcription; developmental process. The record is from RefSeq and is a predicted model, not a curated record. Lineage: Eukaryota; Viridiplantae; Streptophyta; Magnoliopsida; Zingiberales; Zingiberaceae. Gene Ontology annotation, molecular function: ATP binding.